CUUGCUUUACUUAGACUCGGGCAGGGUGUGUAGACGUGGGCAAUCGCGGGAGUUUACAAAUACGUACCGUCGCCGCCUGCUGUUUCGCUGCUUUGGUUUGAAGAUUCCCCAUCAAGCUUUUAACGAGAUCACAAUUCUACCACGCUUCAGCAAAUAAUUGCCCUUUGUAACUCUAAUCUUAAUAUCCUCCAAACGAGAAAACAUCACAAAAAUGGUCGCCAUCAAACCACUCAUCCUCCUGGGACUUGCCGCAAAUGCAGCUGCUGCAGGUCACGGCCAACAGCAUGCCAAUGCAUUGCAUGCCAGGCAAGACUAUGGCAAGGGCAAAGGAGGCGGCUCGAAAUGCGGCAAGCUGAACUUUGUCUUUACCGGCCUACCGUGGAACCACCCAGCAGUCCAGGCUGCAGGUUUUAACCCAGCAAUGGUCGAGGCUGCCAUCAAGUUUGAUGUACAGCAAAUCGUGCAAGCUGGCUAUAACAUAAAGGCCAUUCUUGUGGGCCCCGAAGACCCCAUCAGCGACAUCGCAGAAGAGAUGGACAACGUCCCCGGGGUCAAGGAGUGGACGGGAACGGGAGUGGGCUACGGGCUGCGCGGGCCCAACAGCACGGUGCUGACGGUCAGGUUCACCGACGUGAUCCAGCUCUUCCGGGACAAGGAGCCAAACGCACCCAUCCUGUUCAACCACUCGCCCACCACCAGCCUGUGGGCCAUUCAGCAAAAGUUCCCGCUGCCGGCCGGGACCAACUGCUCGGCCGAGGGCAAGCCGGGCAAGAACUAUGGCAUUGCCGUCCACUGCAGUGCUUGUCCGCCGUCAAACUAG
This is a messenger RNA of Pyricularia oryzae 70-15, 820 nucleotides long. RefSeq lists its product as uncharacterized. The transcript has 3 exons. Bases 212 to 820 code for a protein of 202 amino acids. The record is from RefSeq and is a predicted model, not a curated record. Lineage: Eukaryota; Fungi; Ascomycota; Sordariomycetes; Magnaporthales; Pyriculariaceae.